This is a messenger RNA of Annulohypoxylon truncatum, 1558 nucleotides long. Its product is annotated as cytochrome c/c1 heme-lyase. Bases 209 to 1270 code for a protein of 353 amino acids. Gene Ontology annotation, molecular function: holocytochrome-c synthase activity. Gene Ontology annotation, biological process: cytochrome c-heme linkage. Lineage: Eukaryota; Fungi; Ascomycota; Sordariomycetes; Xylariales; Hypoxylaceae. The transcript is spliced from 3 exons. The record is from RefSeq and is a predicted model, not a curated record. Gene Ontology annotation, cellular component: mitochondrion.
AUUUACUCCACUGACUCAGCCUUAAAGAACUGACCGCGGCAAAUAAAAAAAAUGUUAACAAGUUAAAGACAAGAAAAUCUACGAUAACCCCUCUCCAGGAAACAAAACUCCGUACACUUUCUCGAUCUCAAUAUAUCGUCCCCAAAAUACCUAUUAGACUUAAGUCCAUCUUUCUCAUUCAACCACCGUACACAAGUAGAUCAAAGUCAUGGGCUGGUUUUGGGCAGACACUCCGCAGACCUUACGGCAUCCUAACAAGAAUGCAUCGCGAUCGCCCCCGGCUGGAUGUCCGAUGCAUAAACAUCAAAAGUCUGCCGACGCGAUAAACUCUUCAAGCUCAUGCCCUGUGAAACAUUCCCGGGCCGACCAUGAACCUCCUGCUUUUGAAUCUCCUUUCGAAUCUCGCGAAUCUCGCUCCUAUGUGAAGGGACAUAAGGAACAUAAGGAGUUUGUAGAACCUGGGAAAGAAGCCAAGAAGUGCGACAAGAAAGGAGGAAACAAGAAAGGAGAAAGCGACUCGCAAUCUGCUUUUUCGAAACUAAAUCCUCUGAACUACAUGUUCCGCGAAUUGUCACAAGAGCCUGCUCCUAACCAGACCUACUCUCUUCCUACUUCGCGAGAACCAUCAUCCAUUCCCAGAGGUGAUGGUGACGGCAAUUGGGAAUAUCCCUCCCCGCAACAAAUGUACAACGCUCUCCUGCGCAAGGGCUACACAGACACAGACGUCACCGCAGUCGACAGCAUGGUGAGCGUUCACAACUUCUUGAAUGAAGGUGCUUGGUCCGAGAUUAUGGACUGGGAGAAGCGAUUUUCCGGUGGCCUCUACAAAGGCUGGCGCAUGUGUAGUCGCGGUGAGCAGAACUUUGAAAAGAUGGCGAAGAAAUAUGGUUAUGACAAGGAGGUAAAAGAGCUGAGCCCAAGUUUGGUCCGAUUCCAAGGUCGGCCGCAGGACAUGACACCCAAAGCAGCUAUGUUCCAAGUUAUGGGCUGGCUGUAUCCCGGGGCCUUCGCUACCGAGCCACCUUUUGAUCGACACGACUGGUAUGUAUCCCGGGAUGUUAAUGGUCAACGAAAGGAAAUCCGAUACGUUAUCGAUUACUAUUCCGGACCACCCGAACCCACUGGAGAGCCAGUAUUCUUCCUCGACGUUCGACCGGCCUUCACGCCAACCGGCGCUGCUGAGAGGGCGCUGCGAUGGGGAUGCGACGUAUGGUGGAGAGCGAUAGGCGGCGACGUGCGCGAGCGCGAGAAACAUAACAGGCCCAAGUGAUGCGACAAAUAUACCGACAACCACAGCUACAAAUAAAACACAUCAAUUGAAACCGGAGUUUGGAUUUGCAUUGCAGGGUGCAUUGUAAAGGGGGUUGGGCAUGCUGCGACAUCUUGCGAUGCAUCACGAUCCCUCGGAUUCACGAAGUACCUUUGCUUUUCUGUACCAUACUAGUCUACAGACUCUAUCAUCUCCUCUUCGCAGGAAAGAGUGCCAUGAACCAUGUGUCUAGACCACACUAUGAGUCUCCAGCAAAAGAUCCGCCGGUCCAUCGAUCGGUACAUAGAC